AAUAAAGACAGUAAAUAAUAAUCAAAUAAAGCCCAAAAAACACAAACUGUUUAAAAUAGUUUUAAAGAAAUGUUCAAACUAUUUUAAAAUGAAAUAACAAUUUUGGUUUUGUGAUAAUAGGUAUAAAAACAAAACAAAAUUUCACAACCUCUAAAAAACAAAUCCAAAACAUGAAUAAAACAAAUGUGUGUAAAUUAGAAAGUUGGUGACCCUGUUCUUCAUUUUUUAACACGCUUUGUUCUUAUUAAUCGAAGAUUUGAGUCUAAUUAUCUGUCUUAGUCGAAUCAAGUGUGAUGGAUUUGGAUUUGAUUAAUGUAAUAUUCACUUUAUACUCAUUUGAUCCAGAUCAGUUUCAUAUCAUGCCAGUUGUAGCAUACUAUGAAACUGCAUAUUAAUGGAUAUCCAAAAUGAUCAUGGCCAAUUGAUAAGGAGACAAUUAUGUAUCAGAUAAAUAUAAUUCUAUGCUAUAUAUAUUGCGGAUUGUUUAUUACACACGAAUUAUCGCCGGAUCUGCUUGACUUGAGUGAGAGCUCUCUGCUCGGACGAUUAAGACCAACUUCGACUGAAAGAAUAUACUUGAUUCAGAAUCCACAGGAUUUUUUAAUACCCGGUUUGCGUUCAAGUAUGUUAUUUUGGUAAAUUUUUCUUAUUUUAUAUAACAGUCAUCUACAAGCAUCACAAGAAUGAACUCCACAACUCGAAUCAAUGUUUAUGUUUUCUUCAUUCAAUAUUUGGGAUGGGCCAUCAUAUGUGAUUACCCUCAUGCAAUUAAAUCAAGGUAGUCGAAGUUGUUAGCGGAGAGUGCAUCAUUGUUGCUGAUGAUUCUCUUCCGUUUGGCAUUCCAGCAACUAAGAGACGUGUUAAUCUCUCGAGUAUCAGGUGGCCCAAAUUGGGAAGUCCGAGAAGAGACGAAAAACCUGCUCCGUAUGCUCGUGAAGCAAGAGGAUUUUUAAGAACACGAUUAGUUGGCCGUCAAGUAAGACACUUUCUUAUUCGAAAGUUAAUUGGUCAUUACGGGACCAGUCAUGAUGAGAUGACCCACAAACAUUUUAUCCCUUUCUUGACAUUUUAUAUAAAAAUAAAAUGAAGUUAUGCUUACAGAAACAAUAUUUUACAGCUAUGUUGUCAAGAGCGCAAAAAGCGCGCGCCUAGGCGCUCGGGCGCAGCGAGGCGCAGGUUUAGCGCCUGGUGGCAGCCUAGGCGCAAAUAUGGGCUUUUUUGGUAAAAACGGUGGUCAGGCGCGCGCCCGGAUCUAGGCGCAACGAGUAAAAAGCGCGGGCUUUUGUUGUAUCAGGCGCAUUUUUCUUUUUUAUGUUAUUUUUUAAAGUUUUUACAACUGUAAUCUACUUAUUUUUUAACCACUGGAUAAAGACUUCUUAUCCUUUUUAACCCUAAUCCCCUAAUCAGCCACCACAACAACCUCGAUCUUUUCUGAAAAAUUAAAAACCCCCCAAAUGCUCUCUUCUUCUCCAAGAAACUCAAGAAGCCAAGUCGUCUGCAUCAUUUAAUCUGAAUAUGACUUCUGAUGCACCUGAAGCAUCAUCACAAUUAAGAAAAGAUACCGGGUGGAAGUAUAACUUUAAUAAAGACAAAAAUGACCCAAAUUGUGUCACUUGCGUAUUCUGCAACUUCUCUACCAAAGGAGGAAUUUAUCGAGCUAAACAACAUCAAAUUGGAGGUUAUAUGCAAAGUGUCCUACAAAUGUUAGAGAUGAAUUGAAAGCGUACGUGGAAAGUCAAAAGGCAAAGAAGAAUGUUAUAGCUGAUGGUUUCGAUGACUUAGAUUUUGUUGAGGAUGAAGAGGAUAAUGAGGUAAUCGAGAUAUCGAAUGUUCAAAAGAAGAGGAGUGGAAUUAAUAUUGGUGGGGGAAACAAAAAGAUGAAGUCAAACACAAAAGGGUCGAUUGAUAUGCAUGUAACAAGAAGUAGUUUGAGACAAACAAGCAUAAAUGAUGCUUGUGACAAAGAACUCCGAGGAAGAACAAUUCAAACAAUAGCUGCGUUUUUUACCAAGCGGGAAUAACAUUCAAUGUCGCUAAGUUAGAUGCUUUCAAAGAGAUGAUCGCGGCUAUCGGAAACUAUGGGCCAAAUCUCAAGCCGCCUUCUUAUCAUGAGUUGCGAGUUCCACUUCUAAAGAACGAGGUAGAUAAUGUGGAAAAGUGAAUCGAAGAGCAAAAAGGUGGAGUGGUCAAAAACCGGGUGUUCGAUUAUGUCGGAUGGUUGGACAGAUCGGAGGCGUAGAACAUUGAUCAACUUUUUGGUCAAUAGUUCUAAAGGAGCUGUGUUUAUGGAAUCGACUGAUGCUUCUUCUUAUAUGAAGACAGGGGAAAAGGUGUUUGAGCUACUUGACAAAUUUGUGGAGCAAGUCGGGGAAUCAAAUGUUGUUCAAGUUAUCACCGAUAAUGGAAGCAACUUUAAACAAGCUGGCAACUUAUUGAUGGACAAAAGGAAACACCUGUUUUGGACCCCUUGUGCGGCGCAUUGCUUAGAUCUAAUGCUUGAAGAUGUUGGAAAGAUUCCUAAAGUCAAACAAACCAUUGAAAAAGGAAUUUUUCUUGUUGGUUAUAUUUACAACCAUUGUGGUGUUUUAAACAUGAUGAGAGAGUUCACAAAGAACAAGGAGUUGACAAGAAGUGGAGUUACAAGAUUUGCAACAACAUAUCUUACUUUACAAAGUUUGCAUAAGCAAAAGUCGGCUUUGAGAACCAUGUUUAAUAGUGAUAAAUGGAUGGAAAGUAAAUGGGCAAAACAACCUAAAGGAAGGCGGGCUAAGGAUGUUGUUCAAACAUAUGCUUUUUGGACCAAUGUGACUUUCACUCUUAAAGUUAUGGGUCCUAUUGUACGCGUACUUUGCCUUGUUGACAAUGAGAAAAAACCCGAGAUAGGUUAUCUUUAUGAGGGUAUGGAAAGAGCUAAGAUAACAAUUGCAAAGGCUUUAGGCGAAAAUAACGUUGAUUACCAAGUGGUGUCGGCUAUUAUUGACAAAAGAUGGGAUUGUCAACUCCACCAUCCAUUGCAUGCGGCAGGUUACUACUUUAACCCGAAGUUCUAUUGCUAUAGGCCUGAAAUUGAGAAAGAUCAAGAGGUGACAGAUGGGAUGAUCAAGUGUGUUCAAAGACUUGUUCCUUCAAAGGACAAACAAGACUUAAUCAUGAAAGAGAUGGUGAAGCGAGCACAUUGCACAAUAGCUCCUGCUCAAUGGUGGAGUUUGUAUGGGAAAGAAGUGCCAAAUAUCCAACAAUUAGCUAUGAAAGUGCUUAGUCUAACAUGUUGUUCAUCGGGAUGUGAAAGGAACUGGAGCACAUUUGAGCAAAUCCAUUCCAAGAAAAGGAACCGAUUAGAAUACAAGAAGUUGCAAGAUCUUGUGUUUGUCAAGUACAACAAGACACUCAAGAACCGUCGUGAUAAAGAGGUUGUGUAUGAUCCGAUAUCUUUAGAUAACAUUGAUGAUUGUAAUGAGUGGAUGACUGGAAGGAUGGAAGAAGAACGGGUUUUUGAGGAUGAAGACUUGACAUGGGAAGUUGUAGGAGAUGCGAGUGGGGCUGGAGAGGUAAGGGCAACAAGAUCAUCACAACCAUCAUCUUCAAGAGCUUUAGUGGAUGAAGAUUCUUUAAUAGACGAUCUUGAUGAAUCCGAAGCUGAAUAUGCAAUUGAUGUUGAUGGAAGUUCUGAUGAUCAGUUUGAUGAUGGUCUUGAUGAUUGAUGAUGAACUAUAAGUUUAAAUGUUUUAGACUUAGUGACUGCAAAUGUUUGUAUAAGUCCUAGACUCCUAGUAACUUUUGGUAUAACUUUUGGUUAGUGAUCGCAAACUUUUGUAUAAGUCCUAGACUCCUAGUAACUUUUGGUAUCACUGCAUGUGUAUAAGCCUUAAACUUUUGCUACUAACUAUUAGCC
Molecule: messenger RNA, 3892 nt
Organism: Helianthus annuus (common sunflower)
Lineage: Eukaryota; Viridiplantae; Streptophyta; Magnoliopsida; Asterales; Asteraceae
Exons: 6
Coding region: 2148-3701 (517 amino acids)
Molecular function (GO): protein dimerization activity
Source: RefSeq, a predicted model, not a curated record